This is a messenger RNA of Aspergillus chevalieri, 2046 nucleotides long. Its product is annotated as putative signal transducer. Gene Ontology annotation, cellular component: nucleus. The coding region runs from base 1 to 2046 and encodes 681 amino acids. Gene Ontology annotation, molecular function: ATP-dependent H2AZ histone chaperone activity. NCBI's taxonomy places the organism in Eukaryota, Fungi, Ascomycota, Eurotiomycetes, Eurotiales, Aspergillaceae. The record is from RefSeq and is a predicted model, not a curated record. The transcript has 2 exons. Gene Ontology annotation, biological process: chromatin remodeling; regulation of DNA-templated transcription.
AUGGCAGAAGAUAGCGUCACCCAGUCCGCUUCAGAUACGGAGAGAGUGGAAUCUCUCAUCCAAGGCCGCGCAAAACGAAGCACCGCAGGGCGACACAUGUCCGCCCUUCUCAACGCCGAAGCCGACGAUGAUCUAGCCCUCCUAUUCGAAGAAGUCGAAGACGACAACGAAUUCUACGAAGAUGUAGACCCCGAUGCCGGCGAAGAUGACGACGUACUUGAAUCCUCCUCCGAUGACGAAGACCAGGGGCCCAACGCCCAAGACGAGGAUUUUGAAGGAGAGAAGGAACUACAAAAGGAGGCCAAGGCGGAGAAGAAGCGAAAGAAACAGCAGGAGACUUUCAAUCUGCAAACACUGCGGAAAAGAGUCAAGAUUGAUCCUGCUGCUGUGCAGUCGCAGACGGAACCCGCUCCUCGGCCGAAGAAGAAAUCGGAGCGGAUUUCGUGGAUCCCUACGGUUGAAGAUGGGCCUACGCGGUCGUCGUCGCGUCGUCAGACUAUGCAGAAUAAGGAGGUUACUCAUGCGCGGUUGAAAGAUAGCGAAGAGAAGCGUGUUCGGUUGAUCGCUACGAUGGAGGAAGCGGCUAAGAGGAAGGCAAGAUUUAAGCCAAAGGAGAUGACACAGGCCGAGCGGUUGGCUGAAGCAGAGCGCGUGGAAAAACAGAACAGCAAGAGUCUGAACCGGUGGGAGGAGAUGGAGAAGAGAAAGGCGGAUGAAAGACUUGCGAAGAUUGAAGCUCUUCAGAACCGGCGUCUUGAAGGGCCUGUUAUAUCCUACUGGAGUGGUUUGGCUACGUGGGUUAAUGGCCGCCUGACGCGCGUUGGAAACGUGGAUGUUAUACAAAAGCAAAAACAGGAUAAGGAAGAGAAAGCGAAGAAGAGCAAGAAGGCCGUUGAGAAGGAUGAUAAGAACGGGCAUGGAAUGAAGCCUUUGCCAAUGACAGAAGUCGAGAUUUCCACGUCGGGACUUGCCCCUGUGCCCGCUCCCGCAAAUGCGCAGGGGCCGGUAUCUGGCGAAGGCAAUGCUUCGAAGCAAGAUCAGGCCCCACCAAAUGAGCAAGGUGAUCUUAGCACGAUUCAAGCUCAGACUCAGACUCAAACAAACGGCCAGGCAAACGGAGAAAGUGGCGAUAAGACCCAGGAAGAGUCGGCACUGACAGUGAUGGAGGGGCCUACAGAUAAUCCCGCCGCUCAACCAUCUACAGAAGCAAGUAAUAAUGUUCCAGAUAACGGUAACCCGGCCAAUGGAGUUUCGGAUCAGAAACCAGUAACAGGCACUGAGCCACCACCUGCAAAAGAUAUCCCUAAAGGAUCAACUGAUAAUGCAACAGAAGCACCUAAAGGAGAUCCAAUGGACAUCGAUCAAAAACCAGAAGAAUCGGAAAAGGAACCCGGUCCAGAGACAACACAACCGUCAGAAGCAUCGAAGGCUGUACCCGCGGGGCAAGUGGAGGAGAUCAAGCCAGAUGCUACCCCUCAAGAGGCACCACUAUCUGCACCAGCUCAGGCAACACCUCAGAUAGGGACUUCUGCACCGGCGGUUGCUGCGGCACCAGCCGAGAUCACAUCGGCUGAAGGCGUGCCGAUGCCAACACCACAGGAACAACUGGCUCCUGAAUUUCACAUGGAUCAACAGCAGCCCGUGGCAGCAGAUGAGGGGGGAUCAGGGUCGGGGAUCCCGGCGCCACCGCCGACGAUAGAGCAGACGGGAAGGACCCUUACCAUUCUGGAAAAUUUCGACGAUAAGACGGCAUACAGUCGGGAGUUUAAUAUCUAUUUCAAUGCGAAGAAACCGCCUAGACUUGCCAAAAUCUCGUCGUCACUGUGCGUGAUUACGUCUCUGCCAUCACGAUAUCGCGAUCCAGAGACAUCCCUCCCAUUUGCCAAUGCAUAUGCACACAAGGAGAUCCGCAACACGGUCGACCAGCGGUAUGCCUGGAGUCCAAUGCUGGGCUGCUAUGUUGGACCGGUGGGGGUAGCAGCGCGGGGCGUCCCGGAGCGAUUUCUGGGAUCGUCUCAGACCGAUGCUGAGGGGCUGUCGAAUUAA